Ipomoea nil (Japanese morning glory) is the source of this 3420-nucleotide messenger RNA. RefSeq lists its product as uncharacterized. NCBI's taxonomy places the organism in Eukaryota, Viridiplantae, Streptophyta, Magnoliopsida, Solanales, Convolvulaceae. The coding region runs from base 1 to 3420 and encodes 1139 amino acids. The transcript is spliced from 4 exons. Gene Ontology annotation, molecular function: RNA-DNA hybrid ribonuclease activity; nucleic acid binding. The record is from RefSeq and is a predicted model, not a curated record.
AUGAGUUAUUUCAGCUGGAACUGCCGUGGGCUGGGGAAUUCUAUGGCAGUUCAUGUGUUGUUGGGCUUUGUAAACAAAUACAAGCCCGACAUUCUUUUUUUGUGUGAAACUUUAAGUAAUGCGUCGAAGAUGGAACAAGUCCGAAUUAAAUUAAAAUACGAAAAUUGCCUUACUGUUGAGGCGACGAGAAGGGGCGGUGGCUUAGCUCUGUUGUGGAACGGGGGCUUAGAUGUGGAGGUCGUGGGCUACUCCAACCAUUACAUCGACACGGUUGUUCGGCAGAAUGGAAACCGAUGGCGGUUCACAGGAUUCUAUGGUAGUCCUAAACGUCACCAACGCCAUAUCUCUUGGAAUAUUCUAAGGUACCUCUCCUCUUUAAAUGACCUCCCCUGGGUUCUUAUGGGGGAUCUGAACGACAUAUUGGAUGCCAGAGAAAAGAUGGGGCGGGUGCCUCACCCUCAAUGGCUGAUGAGGGGUUUUCGAGAGGCAGUUAGGGCAAGUGGUUUGUUCGACUUUCCCUUCGAGGGAUAUCAAUACACAUGGGACCGCGGGCGGGGAACUGAGAAUUGGGUGAGGGAGAAACUCGAUAGAAUACUGGUAUCGGGCAAUUGGAUGGACCUUUUCACAGAAGCAAGGGCUUGGUCUAUUGAGGGCAGUAGCAGUAAUCAUAUGCCACUACUGUUGGAGACGAACACGAUUGGCAACAGACACUAUAGGAGGAGGCCACGGUUUGAGAAUUCAUGGGGUCAUUUACCAGAAUGCAAAGGGGUGGUGGAAAAUGCCUGGGCGUCACUUGACGGCAAUCCUAUUGCGGAACGCCUUGCGGCUUGCGGCAGACAUGUGUGGGAAUGGGGUAGACAACAGUCAAGCAAAGAGGGGAGGGAGAUUGCGAGGUGUAGAGAGCGGAUGGGGAUUUUGAGAGGGGCUGUAGACUCUGAGGGGGUUCGGGAAGCUGUGUUCUCUAUGCAUCCGGACAAAUCACCAGGCCCCGAUGGUUUGUCCCCAGCCUUUUUCCAGCUGCAUUGGGAUAUCCUGGGAGAUGAGGUAUAUCUUUUCUGCCAUAAUUUCCUUGACUCGAGUCAGUUACCUACUUUAAUAAAUGAAACCCACAUUGUCUUGAUUCCAAAAACAAAACACCCUGAGUUGAUGUCUGAUUUUCUCCUCAUAUCUCUUUGUAACGUGUUUUAUCGUAUCCUAGCAAAAGUCUUGGCUAAUAGGUUUUGGGGGGUGCUUGAUUCUAUUAUAUCACAUGCUCAAAGUGCUUUCAUUCCGUGUCGUUCAAUUAUUGACAAUGUUCUGAUUGCAUUUGAGUCUACUCAUGCCUUAACUCGAAACAAGGGUAGUAGAGGUGGCUAUUGUGCUUUAAAGGUUGACAUGAGUAAGGCUUUUGAUCGAGUCGAAUGGGGUUUCCUAGGACAAGUCUUAAAAAAGCUGGGCUUUGGUGACCGUUGGAUUGGCUGGAUGAAGGAGUGUGUUUAUACUGUCCGCUAUAAUGUUUUGAUUGAUGGGAGGAAAUGGGUAUUUGAAGCGAGGUUCUUAAGAGAUACUUUAGAGGAGUACAGGGGUGCAAGUGGUCAACAGGUUAAUUUUACAAAGACAUCAAUUAUUUUUGGAAAUAACGUGCACAGGGAGGAUAAGGAGGCUGUAUGUAAGACCCUGGGAGUUCACGAACAGCAGGGCCGGGGGAGAUAUUUGGGGUUGCCGGGGUUUGUAGGGAGACGGAAGAAGGAGAUUUUAGGGUUCAUUAAGGAGAAAGUUCGGGCUAGAAUCACGCAUUGGGGGAACCGUUAUUUGUCCCAGGCUGGGCACGAAGUCCUUCUUAAAACUGUCCUUCAAAGCAUCCCAAACUAUGCGAUGAAUGUUUUCUUAUUACCUAAGGGGAUUAGUGAGGACAUUGAGCGGCUAAUGAACUCCUUUUGGUGGGGUUGUGAAGGGAAAGGGGGUAAGGGGAUUCGGUGGAGUACUUGGGGUGCCCUAUGCAAACCAAAGAAGUAUGGGGGAAUGGGAUUUAGAAGAGUGAGGGAGAUGAAUCUAGCUAUGUUGGGUAAGCAAGGAUGGAAGUUUUCAACUAACCCGGAGGCGUUAGUCACACGGGUGUUUAAGGCUCGCUACUUUCCAAAGUGUUCCUUCUUAGAAGCAGGUGUGGGCUCUAAUCCGUCCUUUGUAUGGUCUAGUAUUAGGGAAUCCCAGGGGUUGUUGAAAGAGGGUGCACGAUGGAGGAUAGGAGAUGGUGGCACGGUAAGAGUAUGGGGGGACCCUUGGCUUCCAGAUUCUGAUAACCCUUAUGUUGUGACUGAGGAACAGCAUUACUUACAUGCACCUUUGGUUCGGUCCCUCUUCUGUGUAGACAGAAACAAAUGGGACAGUGAUCUGCUGCGUGAUAUUUUUGAACUAAGAGACGUUAACCUGAUUCAAAAUCUGCCAUUACCUAAUGAACCUAUGCCUGAUGUGCUGUAUUGGGGAGGGGAAGACAAUGGGCUAUACUCGGUUAAAAGUGCUUAUAGGUUGGCCUUUGGUAACUUGGAACAGCAUUACAAGUUGCCAUGGACUGCUGUAGCUUGCGAUUUGAUGUGCCCGUUAUGUGGAGAUGAACCUGAAACAGCGAUCCACUUGUUCGCAGAUUGUAGCUUUGCCCAUUCGUGUUGGCAGGAGAUUCAAAUGGGGUGGCCUAUGGAAUCACCAGGUUCAAUCGGGCUGUGGGUUGAUGAAGUGUGGUUAGAAUUACCUUCUAAUAUGGUGGAAAAGGUGGUAACUAUUUGCUGGGCAAUUUGGGAGAACCGCAACUCAAUGAUUUGGAACAAUCAAUGCAUGGAUUCUAGAACGAUGGUACGUGUAGUUUUGGCCUAUGUACAUGAUUGGAAAACUGCUCAACCCCAUCAACCUACCAUGAUGAAUGCGCUGCAUACUCCAUCCCCGGUAACGGCUUGGAGGCCUCCCCCACUAGGUUGCUAUAAACUUAACAUCGAUGUGGCUUUGGAUUUUGAUGCACAUAGUAUGGGCUUCGGCUGGCUGCUCCGUGACGCUGCAGGCGUGGUGAUGGGAGCAGCUAUCUCUAUGAUCAAGGGAAUCUACUUUGUCAAGGAGGCGGAGGCCAUUGGUGCCCGUGAAGCUUUGAGUUGGAUUAAAAAGAACGGGUGGUCUCGGGUAGUGCUUGAAACUGAUGCACAAGUGGUGAAAAAUGCUGUGUUCACAGGUCAGCAUUGCACACCUUUUGGAGCUAUUAUAAAUGACAUUCGUAUGCAGCUGAAGCAACUUCCAUUAGUUAAUUUUGUUUUUGCAAAAUGUGAGGCAAAUGUUCCGUCUCACAAUUUAGCAAAGUAUGCUUUAAGUAAUUCUGGCGAGGGAGUUCUGGAAUUUUUUGACUAUAUUCCCCUUUUCAUUUCCUCCUCUGUAUUGGAUGACUAUUUUGGUUUAUAUUAA